AUGCUCAUCGAGCAGAGGGCCGUGCGCGUCAGCCUUCCGAAAGUAAACCUCUACAAGCCUGACCCGUUCAUGGAAAAUGGAGCGAAUGAUCAUGGACACCUGGGGCCUGAAGACCAUCCCAAGACUACUGAAGCACCAGCCGUCGCUGCUGAUACGGCCGAAGUGCUCGAUGAGGAGGCUAUCCUCAUUGGCAUCUUCAGGAGGGCUCUCCUCGACCAUGGGGACAAGCGCCCUUGUGUCCAGCAUACAACUAUCCGAGAUCUAGAUCAUACCGGGUCCACAUCAUUCUUUGGUGUUUAUGAUGGCCAUGGAGGAGCUAAUGUUGCACUGUAUUGUGCGAACCGAUUUCAUACUGAGCUUCUACGAGAUGAAGAUUACCAGAACAAUCUGGAUGGUGCAGUGCGGCACGUGUUCUUCAGAAUGGAUGAGCAGCUGAGAGAAUAUGAUGAAUGGAGAGCGUUAGCUAGACCCCGCCGCCGCCGUUUUAGUUUCAAUUUGCUAAAUUGUCUCAGGGCUGCUACUUGGGCUAAGGAAUCACAUGGAUUAUGGAGAAUCAAGGGAAUCCCUUACUCUGAAGGAAGCACAGCCUCUGUGGCUCUCAUUAGAGGAAACCAAAUCAUUGUUGGAAGUGUUGGUGAUUCUCGCUGUGUACUCUCAAGGAAUGGUCAGGCAAUGGAUUUAUCCACCGAUCACAAACCAAACCUUCCGGAUGAAUGUCGGAGAAUUCAAACUGCUGGAGGACGAGUAACCAGGGAUACGCGACGUGUUUGGUGUGCAGGACAGGAAAGAGUACAGUUGGGAAGCUAUCGUGUUAAUGGGCUCCUAGCCAUGUCUAGAUCUAUUGGUGAUUUUGUCUUGAAAUCGAACGGUUUGUCUGCUACAGAACAGAUGGUGACAUGUAAUCCUGAUGUUCGCACUGCGGACAUAACUGAUGAUACUGAGUUUCUUCUUAUAGCAAGUGACGGCAUCUGGGAUAUCUUGUCAAGUCAGGGCGCGGUGGAUUUUGUACACCAGAAGUUAGCAAGCGGGACAACAGAUCUGCGUACCAUUUGUGAGGGGCUUCUUAGCCAUUGCUUCAGGUCGAGGGACAACUCAACCGUGAUACUGGUUCAGUUCAAGCCUGCCGCCAGGAUUCCUCUUGCUCCUCCGGCCAGCGCCGCGCCAGUGGUUAACCCAAGUGCCACUGAAACUUCCAGUGCCGCCAAUCCUGACGCUAGUGCUGAAGCCAAGGCUGACUCCGGCAGAGAGAUCGAGGAACUUGAAGGACCGCUCCUGCCUCUGUCAACAUUUCAUCAAAUAAGCAGUCGGGUGCAGCCGUGCAGGGAGAUUAAACUAUGCGGCCAGUGCAGUGCAUGCAGAAGCUGUUGCUGUGUUCUGAAGCUAUACAAGCGGCAGCUCCAUGGGGGCAUGGGACAGGUCCAGCUCAAGACUGACCCGCUCAUCCUCGCCAAGGCACUACAAAGUACAGAAUACGACCGUGCACCUGAAGGAGUUCUCUUCCGUGACAUGCGUACCUUCUUACGCUUGAACUUCAUUUCUUUUUAA
Molecule: messenger RNA, 1545 nt
Organism: Lolium rigidum
Lineage: Eukaryota; Viridiplantae; Streptophyta; Magnoliopsida; Poales; Poaceae
Product: probable protein phosphatase 2C 21
Exons: 14
Coding region: 1-1545 (514 amino acids)
Biological process (GO): protein dephosphorylation
Molecular function (GO): protein serine/threonine phosphatase activity; cation binding
Source: RefSeq, a predicted model, not a curated record